Molecule: messenger RNA, 2506 nt
Organism: Heterocephalus glaber (naked mole-rat)
Lineage: Eukaryota; Metazoa; Chordata; Mammalia; Rodentia; Bathyergidae
Product: UDP-glucuronosyltransferase 2B17
Molecular function (GO): glucuronosyltransferase activity
Source: RefSeq, a predicted model, not a curated record
UGAGUAAAGAUAGAAGAUAGCACAAUUUGAGAGCAAUACUGGAAUUUAUGAUGUCCAUGAAAUGGACCUCAGCUCUGCUGCUGCUACAAAUGAGUUUUUAUUUCAACUCUGGAAGUUGUGGAAAGGUGCUUGUAUGGCCGAUGGACUACAGCCACUGGAUGAAUAUAAAGAAUAUACUAGAGGAACUUAUCCAGAGGAGACAUGAGGUGACAGUUCUGAGACCUUCAAGUUUCAUUUUUGUUGAUAUUAAUUCAUCAUCUGGAAUUAAAUUUGAAACUUUUACUACCUCUGCCAGUAGAGAUGACUGGGAAAAAUAUUUCACUAAGUGGAUCACUACAUGGAUGAAUUUGGGGUCAAUAAGUUCAUGUUUUGCAUAUUUCCCAGAAGUAGAAAAAAUUUUUAAAGAAUUUUCUGAUACUUGGCAAAAUUUAUGUAAAGAAACAGUCUCAAACAAGAUACUUAUGAAUAAACUCCAAGAAUCAAGAUUUGAUGUCCUUCUUGCAGAUCCCAUUGCUCCCUGUGGUGAGCUGGUGGCUGAGCUACUAAAAAUACCUUUUGUGUACACUCUCCGGGCCUCUCCUGGUUUCCAACUGGAAAAAUUUGGAGGAGGCCUUAUACUUCCUCCUUCUUAUGUACCUGUUGUAAUGUCAGGACUAGGUGGUCAAAUGACUUUCAUGGAAAGGGUAAAAAACAUGAUAUGUAUGCUUUAUUUUGACUUUUGGGUUGAAAUGCUUAAUGAGAAAAAGUGGAAUCAGCUUUACAGUGAAGUUUUAGGAAAACGCACUACAAUAUAUGACACAACUGCAAAGGCAGAAAUGUGGCUCAUUCGAAGCUACUGGGAUUUGGAAUUCCCUCACCCUAGUUUACCAAAUUUUGAUUUUGUUGGAGGACUCCAUUGCAAACCUGCCAAACCUCUACCUAAGGAAAUGGAAGACUUUGUGCAGAGCUCUGGAGAACAUGGUGUCGUGGUGUUUUCUCUGGGGUCCAUGGUCAGCAACAUGACAACAGAAAGGGCCAAUAUGAUUGCCUCAGCCCUUGCACAGAUUCCACAAAAGGUUCUUUGGAGAUUUGAUGGCAAGAAACCAGAUACCUUAGGACCCAACACUCGGUUGUACAAGUGGCUCCCUCAAAAUGAUCUACUUGGUCAUCCAAACACCAGAGCUUUUGUCACUCACGGUGGAGCCAAUGGUAUUUAUGAGGCAAUCUACCACGGAAUCCCUAUGGUGGGCAUUCCUUUGUUUGCAGAACAACAUGAUAACAUUGCUCACAUGAAGGCUAAAGGAGCAGCUGUUAAAGUGGAAUUCAUAACAUUAUCAAGUACAGAAUUGCUAAAUGCACUGGACACAGUCCUUAACAACACUUCCUAUAAGGAGAAUGCUAUGUGGUUGUCCACCAUUCACCAUGAUCAGCCAGUGAAGCCCUUGGACCGAGCAGUCUUCUGGAUUGAGUUUGUCAUGCGCCACAAAGGGGCCAAGCACUUGCGGCCACUUGCCCAAAACCUCACCUGGUACCAGUACCACUCACUGGAUGUGAUUGGGUUCCUACUGGCUUGUGUGGCAACCGUUACUUUCCUUGUCAUAAAAAGCUGCUUGUUUUGUUCUCAAAAGUUUGUGAAGAAGGGAAAGAAGCAAAAGAGAGAGUAGAUCUCCUUUGGGUUUAAUGCAUUAGAAAUGAGACCAUUUCAUUUACAUUAACUACCAUGGAUCAAAACACAACAAAGAUGAUCCUCCAUGAUUUACAACACCUUUGCCUUUUUGAUUUACCUAUAUAGUGUAAUCUUGUUUAAGGAAUAUGUAAUUCUGAUUUCAGAGUUCCUAUAUUAAUUCUAUUUUACUGUUCACUUGUACUUUACCAUAGAUAUUUUUAAAAAUGAAACUCACUUAAACCUCAUAUGGGAAAACUUCCCAGGAGUGAUUGAUUAAACUGAGGGACAAAAUGGCAUAGUAUCUGUGGUAAGUGAACAGUUAAAAUAUGAGGCAAAAUUACCCCUAAUAACUACAUGGAUAGGCAAAAGACACACAGUUUGGGUGAGAUGACACAAUUUAACAGUGUGAUGAAAAGGACACAGGCUCUGUGAGGAAUGAAUUGUUAAAUUUGGCAAAAUCACACAGGCUGUGUGAGAGUCAAAUGGGUAAACAACAAGAAGUUUAGAUUUGUAAAGUAUAUUAUGUCUGGAUAUGUCCUUCCCACUUCCCCAAGAAAAAGUGCUUAGCCUUGAGACAGCUCCUGGCCCAAACUGCUUUUCUUCUACUUUUUUCUCUAAUAUUGAUAUUCUAAAUAAAACCCAGAGAGAUCUUGGUUUAGUGGAUUUGGGUGCUUGCAGUGCAGAAACAGCUCCUCUGACCCUCUCAGUAGAUUGAACUUAGUCUCAUCUGUAGGUAAUCUUUUCAUCCUUCAUGCCACCAAAGGUCACACAUGGCCACAAACUCUGUUGAUUUAUGAAAAGCAUUAUUGUAUCAUAUUUUCAGAGACAUUUUUCUAUUCAAAUAAAAUGUAGUCCUCUUGA